AUGGCCGUGACGUUGGCAGACGUCGUCUACGGCAUCGAGAAAGUGAGUGAUGUGACGAAGCCUAUCCUCGGCGUGGCGACAGCUACCACUGUGGGUGGUGUCAUCGGUUCUGCCAUGAGUGCUGCCCGCUCCAAGGCUACGUCCACGAAUGUCGAUACGACGGAGAUGGAGACGAUGGAGACGAAGCCAAGCAAGGGCAAGAACGCGGUGACCGACCUUACUUCGUCAACGUUCCAGUUUGGCGAUUUGAAAUUACAAAAUGAGAACACUCUUGUUGUUAUUGGAUUUGCUGGUGGAAGGAAUACGAAGUCGACGCUGCGGACGGUAAAAGAGGCUUCAUUUGAAUGGAAAUGGCUGUCGGAAUUUGUGACUUUUUGUGAGAAGCGGGGUACGGAUGUUUCAAGGCUUGCUCCAGGUGAGGUGCGUGACCUUUCUCGGGACUUCUGUACAAAUAACUUCCCGAGCUUCAGCGAAAGUCUAUAUGAAGAUGGAUCACUGAAUGAGAAACAAGCGGUGUGGAAUGUAGCACAUACUUUAUCUGCCCAUUUUCCGGAGCUCGCUGUCCAUCAAUUUGGCGCUCAGUUUGGACAGCACCAGCGCGUCUUGGUAAUUAAUGAGUUGUCUUGUGAGGAUAAGAAAGCACCUGAAGCAGCAAGUGCGAAAGUCUUGAUGUCAAUGCUAAAGGAAUGGCCUACACUUUCAGGCGGCUUUGAGAAUGUGCUGGUUACGGAAGACGGUGAGGCAGUAUUCUACGGCUCGGCGAAGUCUCUCAUCUCAUUAUACAAAAAGUUCGGUUUCGCCCAGCAACACGAUACCAAUACCGCUGAAUACUUGCUUGGCCUCAGUACUAACGGUAACGAUAAUGCUCAGUACCAUGUUACUGUUAUCGAUCACGCAAACACAGAAGAAGAAAACCGCCGUACCCGAAUCUUGUCCACGUUUGGAAGCUUCCCGGACGAUACCGUACUCAUCAGUGGAACAACGAUAGACGUCAAAGCAGUAAAGAUUGAUGACAAACAAGUCGACAUGCUAAAGUCUUCACAACAAAUACGUGCUAAAAAUGCGACUACGAGCUCAAUUGGAAGCCCGAAGACGGCAACAUCUGUCGUGCGCCGCGAAGAGAAUUCUACUGAACCUGCAGUCACCGGCAAUACAGCGAUGAGUAGUCUCUACGCGCGCUAUACACGCGAGAGCAAUAGUAUCGAUUCGAUGACGUUCUCUGCCGACAUAGAUGCGGCUGCGCAGGAGAUCCAUCGCGUGUGCACUGGUGCGACUUCGGACGAGACUGCUUUGGCAUCUCUGCUGCUGUCGAAGACUGCGGAGCAGCGCUACCUGAUCUGGUGGCGUUAUCGCAUCCUGUACAAGCAGAGCUUGACGGUGUGGGUAAAGAGCACGAGCGACUACGGCAUACUGCUGAAGAUGCUCGCGAGUCCCUUGGAGCACGUGGAAGCUGAGAUCCUGUACAAGGCAAUGAAGGGAAUGGGCACAACGGAGGAGUGGAUCUACCCGGUUGUGAUGGCUCGUUCGAAUACUGAGAUUACGCUGCUGAAGAAGACAUUCCAGGAAAAGUACGGUGGCGAUCUGGUGAAGGCUUUAAGCGGCGAACUGAGCGGUGACCUGAAGAAGGUGAUCCUGACCGCUAUGCGUGGCGAGGUGGCCGACUUCAACGCGUCUGUCCAUACAAGCGUGAAGGCUAGUACGGACGCAGAUGCCUUGUACAAGGCUGGCAAAGGGCGCGUGAGAAAGGAUGAGACGACAUUCAUCAAUAUCCUGGUGCUGAGCCCUGCGGAGCACGUGCGCAGCAUUAACAGUGCAUAUGAGGCAAAGUACAAGACGAACCUUAUGGGUGCGAUCGAGGCGGAGUUCUCUGGCGAUGCGAAGCGUGCGAUGCUGUUCCUGGUGCGGUCGGUACUGGAGCCGGUAGACCUGCUUGCGGAUCUGUUCGAGGCGACGCUGCAGGGUGGUGGUAAGAACGCGUAUGGCUUGAGUGCGUGGGUAGUGCGGUACUACCGUCUCCUCGUGCGCAUUCGUAUCGUGUACAUGCGCUUGUACCACCAGGAACUACGCACGCGCAUCCAAGGCGUGAUGAGUGGCGAGUACUGCCAGUUGCUUUUGUCGGUGCUUGAUGCGGCUGAGGUGGAGGUUGGUGCAUCUGUGUCAGGAUCUGCUUCGACAGGUGCUGAUGUGAGCAACUCGAGCGCUAAUGUGAGUGGCUCCUCGAGCGUUGCUGUGACCGGUGAUGUCGUUGAUACAAGCUCGUCAGUGGAGGAGAAGACAAACAUUUCGUCAAGCGCUACUGUGAGUGCGAGUGUGACUGAGAGCGAAAUUGGUGGCUCGAAGACGGCAACAUCUGUCGUGAGCGGCGAAGAGAACUCUACUGAACUGGCAGUCACCGGCAAUACAGCGAUGAGUAGUCUCUACGCGCGCUAUGCACGCGAGAGCAAUAGUAUCGAUUCGAUGACGUUCUCUGCCGACAUCGAUGCGGCUGCGCAGGAGAUCCAUCGCGUGUGCACUGGUGCGACUUCGGACGAGGCUGCUCUGGCAUCUCUGCUGCUGUCGAAGACUGCGGAGCAGCGCUACCUGAUCUGGUGGCGUUAUCGCAUCCUGUACAAGCAGAGCUUGACGGUGUGGGUAAAGAGCACGAGCGACUACGGCAUACUGCUGAAGAUGCUCGCGAGUCCCUUGGAGCACGUGGAAGCUGAGAUCCUGUACAAGGCGAUGAAGGGAAUGGGCACAACGGAGGAGUGGAUCUACCCGGUUGUGAUGGCUCGCUCGAAUACUGAGAUUACGCUGCUGAAGAAGACAUUCCAGGAAAAGUACGGUGGCGAUCUGGUGAAGGCUUUAAGCGGCGAACUGAGCGGUGACCUGAAGAAGGUGAUCCUGACCGCUAUGCGUGGCGAGGUGGCCGACUUCAACGCGUCUGUCCAUACAAGCGUGAAGGCUAGUACGGACGCAGAUGCCUUGUACAAGGCUGGCAAAGGGCGCGUGAGAAAGGAUGAGACGACAUUCAUCAAUAUCCUGGUGCUGAGCCCUGCGGAGCACGUGCGCAGCAUUAACAGUGCAUAUGAGGCAAAGUACAAGACGAACCUUAUGGGUGCGAUCGAGGCGGAGUUCUCUGGCGAUGCGAAGCGUGCGAUGCUGUUCCUGGUGCGGUCGGUACUGGAGCCGGUAGACCUGCUUGCGGAUCUGUUCGAGGCGACGCUGCAGGGUGGUGGUAAGAACGCGUAUGGCUUGAGUGCGUGGGUAGUGCGGUACUACCGUCUCCUCGUGCGCAUUCGUAUCGAGUACAUGCGCUUGUACCACCAGGAACUACGCACGCGCAUCCAAGGCGUGAUGAGUGGCGAGUACUGCCAGUUGCUUUUGUCGGUGCUUGAUGCGGCUGAGGUGGAGGUUGGUGCAUCUGUGUCAGGAUCUGCUUCGACAGGUGCUGAUGUGAGCAACUCGAGCGCUAAUGUGAGUGGCUCCUCGAGCGUUGCUGUGACCGGUGAUGUCGUUGAUACAAGCUCGUCAGUGGAGGAGAAGACAAACAUUUCGUCAAGCGCUACUGUGAGUGCGAGUGUGACUGAGAGCGAAAUUGGUGGCUCGAAGACGGCAACAUCUGUCGUGAGCGGCGAAGAGAACUCUACUGAACUGGCAGUCACCGGCAAUACAGCGAUGAGUAGUCUCUACGCGCGCUAUGCACGCGAGAGCAAUAGUAUCGAUUCGAUGACGUUCUCUGCCGACAUCGAUGCGGCUGCGCAGGAGAUCCAUCGCGUGUGCACUGGUGCGACUUCGGACGAGGCUGCUCUGGCAUCUCUGCUUCUGUCGAAGACUGCGGAGCAGCGCUACCUGAUCUGGUGGCGUUAUCGCAUCCUGUACAAGCAGAGCUUGACGGUGUGGGUAAAGAGCACGAGCGACUACGGCAUACUGCUGAAGAUGCUCGCGAGUCCCUUGGAGCACGUGGAAGCUGAGAUCCUGUACAAGGCGAUGAAGGGAAUGGGCACAACGGAGGAGUGGAUCUACCCGGUUGUGAUGGCUCGCUCGAAUACUGAGAUUACGCUGCUGAAGAAGACAUUCCAGGAAAAGUACGGUGGCGAUCUGGUGAAGGCUUUAAGCGGCGAACUGAGCGGUGACCUGAAGAAGGUGAUCCUGACCGCUAUGCGUGGCGAGGUGGCCGACUUCAACGCGUCUGUCCAUACAAGCGUGAAGGCUAGUACGGACGCAGAUGCCUUGUACAAGGCUGGCAAAGGGCGCGUGAGAAAGGAUGAGACGACAUUCAUCAAUAUCCUGGUGCUGAGCCCUGCGGAGCACGUGCGCAGCAUUAACAGUGCAUAUGAGGCAAAGUACAAGACGAACCUUAUGGGUGCGAUCGAGGCGGAGUUCUCUGGCGAUGCGAAGCGUGCGAUGCUGUUCCUGGUGCGGUCGGUACUGGAGCCGGUAGACCUGCUUGCGGAUCUAUUCGAGGCGACGCUGCAGGGUGGUGGUAAGAACGCGUAUGGCUUGAGUGCGUGGGUAGUGCGGUACUACCGUCUCCUCGUGCGCAUUCGUAUCGAGUACAUGCGCUUGUACCACCAGGAACUACGCACGCGCAUCCAAGGCGUGAUGAGUGGCGAGUACUGCCAGUUGCUUUUGUCGGUGCUUGAUGCGGCUGAGGUGGAGGUUGGUGCAUCUGUGUCAGGAUCUGCUUCGACAGGUGCUGAUGUGAGCAACUCGAGCGCUAAUCUCGUCAGUGGAGGAGAAGACAAACAUUUCGUCAAGCGCUACUGUGAGUGGAGUGUGACUGAGAGCGAAAUUGGUGGCUCGAAGACGGCAACAUCUGUCGUGAGCGGCGAAGAGAACUCUACUGAACUGGCAGUCACCGGCAAUACAGCGAUGAGUAGUCUCUACGCGCGCUAUGCACGCGAGAGCAAUAGUAUCGAUUCGAUGACGUUCUCUGCCGACAUCGAUGCGGCUGCGCAGGAGAUUCAUCGCGUGUGCACUGGUGCGACUUCGGACGAGGCUGCUCUGGCAUCUCUGCUUCUGUCGAAGACUGCGGAGCAGCGCUACCUGAUCUGGUGGCGUUAUCGCAUCCUGUACAAGCAGAGCUUGACGGUGUGGGUAAAGAGCACGAGCGACUACGGCAUACUGCUGAAGAUGCUCGCGAGUCCCUUGGAGCACGUGGAAGCUGAGAUCCUGUACAAGGCGAUGAAGGGAAUGGGCACAACGGAGGAGUGGAUCUACCCGGUUGUGAUGGCUCGCUCGAAUACUGAGAUUACGCUGCUGAAGAAGACAUUCCAGGAAAAGUACGGUGGCGAUCUGGUGAAGGCUUUAAGCGGCGAACUGAGCGGUGACCUGAAGAAGGUGAUCCUGACCGCUAUGCGUGGCGAGGUGGCCGACUUCAACGCGUCUGUCCAUACAAGCGUGAAGGCUAGUACGGACGCAGAUGCCUUGUACAAGGCUGGCAAAGGGCGCGUGAGAAAGGAUGAGACGACAAUCAUCAAUAUCCUGGUGCUGAGCCCUGCGGAGCACGUGCGCAGCAUUAACAGCGCAUAUGAGGCAAAGUACAAGACGAACCUCAUGGAUGCGAUCGAGGCGGAGUUCUCUGGCGAUGCGAAGCGUGCGAUGCUGUUCCUGGUGCGGUCGGUACUGGAGCCGGUAGACCUGCUUGCGGAUCUAUUCGAGGCGACGCUGCAGGGUGGUGGUAAGAACGCGUAUGGCUUGAGUGCGUGGGUAGUGCGGUACUACCGUCUCCUCGUGCGCAUUCGUAUCGAGUACAUGCGCUUGUACCACCAGGAACUACGCACGCGCAUCCAAGGCGUGAUGAGUGGCGAGUACUGCCAGUUGCUUUUGUCGGUGCUUGAUGCGGCUGAGGUGGAGGUUGGUGCAUCUGUGUCAGGAUCUGCUUCGACAGGUGCUGAUGUGAGCAACUCGAGCACUAAUGUGAGUGGCUCCUCGAGCGUUGCUGUGACCGGUGAUGUCGUUGAUACAAGCUCGUCAGUGGAGGAGAAGACAAACAUUUCGUCAAGCGCUACUGUGAGUGCGAGUGUGACUGAGAGCGAAAUUGGUGGCUCGAAGACGGCAACAUCUGUCGUGAGCGGCGAAGAGAACUCUACUGAACUGGCAGUCACCGGCAAUACAGCGAUGAGUAGUCUCUACGCGCGCUAUGCACGCGAGAGCAGUAGUAUCGAUUCGAUGAAGUUCUCUGCCGACAUCGAUGCGGCUGCGCAGGAGAUUCAUCGCGUGUGCACUGGUGCGACUUCGGACGAGGCUGCUCUGGCAUCUCUGCUUCUGUCGAAGACUGCGGAGCAGCGCUACCUGAUCUGGUGGCGUUAUCGCAUCCUGUACAAGCAGAGCUUGACGGUGUGGGUAAAGAGCACGAGCGACUACGGCAUACUGCUGAAGAUGCUCGCGAGUCCCUUGGAGCACGUGGAAGCUGAGAUCCUGUACAAGGCGAUGAAGGGAAUGGGCACAACGGAGGAGUGGAUCUACCCGGUUGUGAUGGCUCGCUCGAAUACUGAGAUUACGCUGCUGAAGAAGACAUUCCAGGAAAAGUACGGUGGCGAUCUGGUGAAGGCCUUGAGCGGCGAACUGAGCGGUGACCUGAAGAAGGUGAUCCUGACCGCUAUGCGUGGCGAGGUGGCCGACUUCAACGCGUCUGUCCAUACAAGCGUGAAGGCUAGUACGGACGCAGAUGCCUUGUACAAGGCUGGCAAAGGGCGCGUGAGAAAGGAUGAGACGACAAUCAUCAAUAUCCUGGUGCUGAGCCCUGCGGAGCACGUGCGCAGCAUUAACAGCGCAUAUGAGGCAAAGUACAAGACGAACCUCAUGGAUGCGAUCGAGGCGGAGUUUUCUGGCGAUGCGAAGCGUGCGAUGCUGUUCCUGGUGCGGUCAGUACUGGAGCCGGUAAACCUGCUUGCGGAUCUAUUCGAGGCGACGCUGCAGGGUGGUGGUAACGCGUAUGGCUUGAGUGCGUGGGUAGUGCGGUACUACCGUCUCCUCGUGCGCAUUUGUAUCGUGUACAUGCGCUUGUACCACCAGGAACUACGCACGCGCAUCCAAGGCGUGAUGAGUGGCGAGUACUGCCAGUUGCUUUUGUCGGUGCUUGAUGCGGCUGAGGUGGAGGUUGGUGCAUCUGUGUCAGGAUCUGCUUCGACAGGUGCUGAUGUGAGCAACUCGAGCACUAAUGUGAGUGGCUCCUCGAGCGUUGCUGUGACCGGUGAUGUCGUUGAUACAAGCUCGUCAGUGGAGGAGAAGACAAACAUUUCGUCAAGCGCUACUGUGAGUGCGAGUGUGACUGAGAGCGAAAUUGGUGGCUCGAAGACGGCAACAUCUGUCGUGAGCGGCGAAGAGAACUCUACUGAACUGGCAGUCACCGGCAAUACAGCGAUGAGUAGUCUCUACGCGCGCUAUGCACGCGAGAGCAGUAGUAUCGAUUCGAUGAAGUUCUCUGCCGACAUCGAUGCGGCUGCGCAGGAGAUUCAUCGCGUGUGCACUGGUGCGACUUCGGACGAGGCUGCUCUGGCAUCUCUGCUUCUGUCGAAGACUGCGGAGCAGCGCUACCUGAUCUGGUGGCGUUAUCGCAUCCUGUACAAGCAGAGCUUGACGGUGUGGGUAAAGAGCACGAGCGACUACGGCAUACUGCUGAAGAUGCUCGCGAGUCCCUUGGAGCACGUGGAAGCUGAGAUCCUGUACAAGGCGAUGAAGGGAAUGGGCACAACGGAGGAGUGGAUCUACCCGGUUGUGAUGGCUCGCUCGAAUACUGAGAUUACGCUGCUGAAGAAGACAUUCCAGGAAAAGUACGGUGGCGAUCUGGUGAAGGCCUUGAGCGGCGAACUGAGCGGUGACCUGAAGAAGGUGAUCCUGACCGCUAUGCGUGGCGAGGUGGCCGACUUCAACGCGUCUGUCCAUACAAGCGUGAAGGCUAGUACGGACGCAGAUGCCUUGUACAAGGCUGGCAAAGGGCGCGUGAGAAAGGAUGAGACGACAAUCAUCAAUAUCCUGGUGCUGAGCCCUGCGGAGCACGUGCGCAGCAUUAACAGUGCAUAUGAGGCAAAGUACAAGACGAACCUUAUGGGUGCGAUCGAGGCGGAGUUCUCUGGCGAUGCGAAGCGUGCGAUGCUGUUCCUGGUGCGGUCGGUACUGGAGCCGGUAGACCUGCUUGCGGAUCUGUUCGAGGCGACGCUGCAGGGUGGUGGUAAGAACGCGUAUGGCUUGAGUGCGUGGGUAGUGCGGUACUACCGUCUCCUCGUGCGCAUUUGUAUCGUGUACAUGCGCUUGUACCACCAGGAACUACGCACGCGCAUCCAAGGCGUGAUGAGAGGCGAGUACUGCCAGUUGCUUUUGUCGGUGCUUGAUGCGGCUGAGGUGGAGGUUGGUGCAUCUGUGUCAGGAUCUGCUUCGACAGGUGUUGAUGUGAGCAACUCGAGCACUAAUGUGAGUGGCUCCUCGAGCGUUGCUGUAAGAAGUGAUGUCGUUGAUACAAGCUCGUCAGUGGAGGAGAAGACAAACAUUUCGUCAAGCGCUACUGUGAGUGCAAGUGUGACUGAGAGCGAAAUUGGUCGCUCAAAGACGGCAACAUCUGUCGUGAGCGGCGAAGAGAACUCUACUGAACUGGCAGUCACCGGCAAUACAGCGAUGAGUAGUCUCUACGCGCGCUAUGCACGCGAGAGCAAUAGUAUCGAUUCGAUGACGUUCUCUGCCGACAUCGAUGCGGCUGCGCAGGAGAUUCAUCGCGUGUGCACUGGUGCGACUUCGGACGAGGCUGCUCUGGCAUCUCUGCUUCUGUCGAAGACUGCGGAGCAGCGCUACCUGAUCUGGUGGCGUUAUCGCAUCCUGUACAAGCAGAGCUUGACGGUGUGGGUAAAGAGCACGAGCGACUACGGCAUACUGCUGAAGAUGCUCGCGAGUCCCUUGGAGCACGUGGAAGCUGAGAUCCUGUACAAGGCGAUGAAGGGAAUGGGCACAACGGAGGAGUGGAUCUACCCGGUCGUGAUGGCUCGCUCGAAUACUGAGAUUACGCUGCUGAAGAAGACAUAUCAAGAUUGCUAUGGUGUUGAUCUUGUGAGCAUUCUACGAGGUAAAUUGCGAGGUGACUUUAUGGAGAUAGUUAUGGCUGCCGUGCAGGGUAGCUUGGCAAGCUUUGAUCCUGCGGUGCACACUGGUGCAAAGGUGGCUGCCGACGCUGAAGCUCUUUUCAAGGCUGGCGAUGGAAAAUGGGGCACUAACAAAGAGGCCUUUAUCCAAAUUAUUAUUUCGAGUCCCGCUGAGCACCUCCGUGCUAUUGACACCGCUUACUCGCAAAAGUACAAGAAGGGUAGCAUUACCAAGGCGAUCCAGGCAGUGUUCAAAAAGGAAGCCCAGAAGGCGCUUCUGUUCCAUGUGCGAGCAGUGCUUGAGCCGUUUGAGCUCGUGGCGGAACUGUUCGAAAGCACGAUGCAAGGUCUAGGCACGGACGAGUAUGGUCUCAGCGCGGCAGUUGUGCGGUAUUAUUCAAUGCUGCCACAGAUAAAGACUGCGUACAAGAAGGUGUAUGGGAAAGAGCUCAGCAAGCGCAUCCGUGAUGAUACUAGUGGCAAGUAUCGUGAUCUGCUGCUGGCAAUCGUGGAUGCCAAGUGA
Peronospora farinosa is the source of this 9573-nucleotide messenger RNA. Lineage: Eukaryota; Oomycota; Peronosporomycetes; Peronosporales; Peronosporaceae. The record is from the annotation of a GenBank genome assembly.